Wasmannia auropunctata (little fire ant) is the source of this 742-nucleotide messenger RNA. RefSeq lists its product as uncharacterized. The record is from RefSeq and is a predicted model, not a curated record. Gene Ontology annotation, cellular component: membrane. Gene Ontology annotation, molecular function: phosphatidylinositol bisphosphate binding. NCBI's taxonomy places the organism in Eukaryota, Metazoa, Arthropoda, Insecta, Hymenoptera, Formicidae. The annotation marks the transcript as partial. The transcript has 2 exons.
GAUAUAGCAGAUAAGGAUUUAGUAGACGAGGACUGUAGGAAACGAGACGACAUCAAUAAGAGCUAGUAUGAUGAUUAACAAAUCUUAACGGAGAAAAAAGAAAAUUGACAAAGAAAAUAGCGCGCGAGCUUUCGAAACGUAGCGGACGCAUGAGAAUGCAAAAAUAUAAAAAAAAUCGAAUUAAUUGAAAUAAAAAUCCGAUGUGAGACCGAAAGACGAGGACGAAAAAAGUCAUCAUUCGCUGGACUGACUGGACAAAAUAAAGUUAGUAGCCGCGGGCCAAAAAGAGGCGAAGGAAGAGAAUCAGGAGCGGAUGGAGGAAGUAAAUCAUAUAAUAUACGCUGGUUGGGAACCAUAUGAAAGUUACUUGGCGUUUAGUGGUAACGUGACCGCCGAACGACCAAGUGUCGAAGUGAACGCCAAGUAUUUUAAUAGAGAACGAGCACAAAAAUUGAGGUAAAAUGUCAACAAUAAAAUGUAUCACAUUAGAGGAAGAAAUGAAGAGCAAUCCUCAAUUAAAAUUAUCCGAUAUACAAUCACUGAGAGAGUGGUGCGAAAAACAACCGCAUUUACCAAAAGUUGAGGAUACCUUUCUUGCCUUGUGUCUUCACAGGAAUAAUUAUCAAAUGGAACCAACAAAAAUCACAAUUGAGAAUUAUUACACGACCAGGACGCACUUACCAGAAUUUUUUUGCAAUCGAGAUCCGCUCGAGAAAAAGAUACGACAGGCCUCCCAAACCAU